GUUGCCGAAGCCUCAGGCUGGGCGGUCCGGGGGGCGGUAUCGGCGCUGCCGGGAGCAGUUCGGCCUCCGACCUGCAGAGGGAGAUCCCGCGGCCGGGCCCGGCACCUGCUGCGGGCGGAAGCGGCGGAGCGCGGCCUCGGAGCGGCGGCGGCGGACGGGCCUCACGCUGUGUCCUCUUGUUUGUGACUCUCCCACUGUUGGCAACAUCUCAGCACCUCCCCUGUCGAGCCCCCUCAGGAUCUUGUCUGUUUGAAUAAGGUCACCCCUCAUUCUUCUGAACUCCAAGGAAUACAAACCCCAGCUGUCCAGCCUCUCUUGACAGGACAACCCUCUCAUCGCGGGAAUUAGCCUGGUGAAUCUCCUAUGGACUGCCUCCAAUGCUAAUAUAGUCAACUAUAGGUCACCAGGACGUGACUUCCCAAAACCAUGCCGUUCCUUCCCAAUAAGAAAGAAAUGAAGAAGCUCUACUUCAUCCUGAUGAUGGACUUCCCCGUCCAGGACCGUGUGUUUCCCGCUGGGACCCUCACCGCCAUUGCCGAGCCAGACUACCUGAAGGAGAUAGAAGGCGACCCCCUACCGGGGCGGAAGCUGAAGUUCCGCCUGGUGGAUGCUGAGGUGAGCCUGGAGCUGGAGGCGAGCAUCCUGCAGCCCCUGAGUGAGGAGCAGGCAGGCUUGCUGCAGGCCGUCAGCCCCUCUGCCAAGCGGCUGCACCUCUACCUGGAGAAGGAGGCGUUGCGAGCAGCCCUGCAGCUCUGCCUGAAUGACCCAGUGACCGUGGAGUACGACUCCGAGGCCCUGCCCGGCAUCGUCAGGUACAUCGGAAGUAUCGUCGACAACCACGUGCUGUCCGCAACGUUCUUCGGAAUCGAGCUGCAGGUGGAUGCAAACGUGGAUGGACUAAACAACGGAAGUUUUGGUGAGAAGCGGUAUUUCCAGUGCAAGGAAAAUCGUGGCAUCUUUGUACCCUUCAACAAGGUGAAACUGCGGUGGAGUUCUGCGGACAUCGGACAGACCGCGCUCACGGGCAGCACGAAUCCCACUGACGCCGAGCGCUGUUGUCCUGUGGUCCCUGGAGACCAUGUGGUCAUCUACAUGGAAGAGGAGAUAAAGGAAGGGACGGUGGUGGGAAUCUCUGACGGGGGGUCAACAGUUCUGGUCAACUUUACGUUGGACCCCUCGAAGGGAGAUGGGAAGAUCACCACCCAGAAGAUCCCACUGGAGUCCAUCAUCAAGAGGGAAAUGCUGCAGCCCCCCAGGAACAUCCAACGCUGCGUCUCCAGAGAGAGCCAGCUCGCAGUGGACGGGGCGGAAACGGGUCAGAGCCCGAAGAAUCAGGCCCUGGUGAAUGGAGGGAGCCCUCCCCGCCACUACCUGGGGGUCAAGUCCACCGUGCAGAUCAACAUGGACAACGGGCCUCCGGUGACCGGGGUCAUCCAGUGGAUGGGGCAGCUCCCAGGGUUGUCUGGACAGCGGGCUGGUAUCGAGCUGGAUGUAGACAAGGGGCUGACCGAUGGCACCUGGAGGGGGAGGCGGUACUUCGACUGUGCCCCCAAUCGGGGGCUUUUUGCCCACUUGGCAUCCUGUCAGCCUGACGCCAGGUUCCAGUCAUUGGCCAUAACUCGGGAAGAUUGCCAAGACCCCGAUCGAACCGCUGGCAGCCGGGAAAGCUGUGUGGUGUCCGAGGUGGUCCCCCCGCCAAGGAACGAGGACGCUGUCCGGAUCCUGCAGGGAAGGAUGCGUGGGAUUCAGGGACACUGCAACUCCUGCUACAUGGAUUCCGCCCUCUUCAGCCUCUUCUCCUGCACCAUGGUGCUGGACUCCAUGCUGUACAAGACCACCUUCCAUCAUAAUGCCCACAUCCAGCAGAUCCUGCGGGAGGAGAUCGUCAACCCACUGCGCAGGGACGGGUUUGUGGACUGUAAGAAGGUGAUGAAUCUGCGGCAGGAACUGACUCAAGGCGGAUUCUGUGCGGGCUUCACCACGGAGGAGAAAGAUCCGGAGGAGUUUCUUAACGUCAUCAUGCAGCAGGUUCUGGGAUUGGAGCCGCUCCUGAAACUGAAGUCACAAGGACUGAAGGACCAGGAGUGCUAUUGCCACCAGAUAUUUAUCGAUGAGGACGAUGAGCUACUGGUGCCCACUGUCCAGCAGCUGGUGGAACACUCCUUCCACUGCAGCCACCUCAAGCUGACCGAGGUUCCCUCCUGCUUCAUCAUCCAGAUGCCUCGUUUCGGGAAGAGUUACAAGAUGUUUGAGAAGAUAAUUCCCUCGCUGGAACUUGACAUCACCGAUCUGCUGAGUGACAGCCCCAGAGAGUGCUGUCUGUGUGGAGAUCUAGCCACUCAGGAGUGUGAAGAGUGCUUCAGGGACAAGCUGUUUUCAAAAACGGGUCUCAAGCAAUACUGUGACAUGUGUUGGCAUCAGGUUCACGCCCACGUGUCCAGGCGGAGACACAAAGCCACACCGCUCCAGUGUCCAGCGGAGUACGAGUGGAGCAGGAGGACGCAGGUGCCUCGCGAGAGGAUGCAGCUCUUUGCCGUGCUGUGCAUCGAGACCAGCCACUAUGUGUCCUUCAUCAAGUACGGCCCCGAGGAUGACCACUGGAUGUUCUUCGACAGCAUGGCUGACCGGCACGGUGGCGAGAGCGGCUACAACAUCCCCACGGUGACCGCCUGCCCCGAGGUGGGGCUGUACGUCAACACCCCGCCGGCCCAGCUGGCCAAGCAGAGCCCCCGGGACAUGGCUGGGGUGGCCAAACGCCAGUUCUGUGACGCCUACAUGUACCUGUACCAGAACCCCAGGAUGGCCGUCUACAAGUGACCCAGGAGCCUGGCUCAGAGCAGAGUCCUGGGGACAGGAGGGGAGCCACCACAACAGUCGGAGGUUAAUUGCAGCUGGCACUAAUGGACGGCACUGGAGGGGCUGGGGAACAGGGAUAACCCAAUUAUUGGUUCUGCUUCCCAUCCCUCACUCCCUCCAUGCUGGUAUCGGCUGCUUGGCCAAGCUAGUAACAGUGGUCCACCUGGUCUCAGCCCCCUCCACCCCUACUCCAACUCGCCCAGCUUUCCCUCACCCUCCUGCCUCACGCUGUAGGAAGCUGCUGCUAUGCUGUUUUGGCCAGAAGUUCGCUCAGUGCCAGGUUGUCCAGAUGUUCGCCCCCCCCCAGCCAGAUUGUCCAGAUGUUCACCCCCCGUGCCAGGUUGUCCAGAUGUUUGUGCCAGUUUGGCCAGAUUUUCGCCACAUGCCAGGUCAUCCAGAUGUUUGCCCCCCCCCCCCCCGUGCCGGGUCAGCCAGAUGUUCACCCCAUGCCAGGUAGGCCAGAUGUUCGCCCCAAGCCAGGUCAGCCAGAUGUUCGCCCCCUGUGCCAGGUCAGCCAGAUGUUCGCACCCUAUGCCAGGUCAUCCAGAUGUUUGCCCCCCCGUGCCGGGUCAGCCAGAUGUUCACCCCAUGCCAGGUAGGCCAGAUGUUCGCCCCAAGCCAGGUCAGCCAGAUGUUCGCCCCCUGUGCCAGGUCAGCCAGAUGUUCCCCCUGUGCCAGGUAGGCCAGAUGUUCACCCCGUGCUGGGUCAGCCAGAUGUUCGCCCUUCGCCUCGGACUCCCCCACAGGCAUUCCAGACAAGUGGAAGGUUUGGGCGACCCAAUCACAGUAACGUUUCCAACAUCCUUUGGCAGGCCAGCAUUGCUCACUCAUCCUGAUCUGCCCUUGAGAAGGUGGGGAUGAGUCACCCGAACCACUGCGGUCCUGGUGCAGGGGCUUCCAGACCGUGCUGUGUGUGGGAUUGCAACACUUAGCCCCGGUGAUACUGAGGGAUGGGCUGUUGGUCUUUGGGACUGAGACACCUCCGAGUUUGUUUCCUUCGACCCUGCAGCCCAGUUACUCUGUGCCUCAGGGUUUUGUCUGCAAGAGGCAGGUCGCCAGCUGCCGUUCCAGCUUGUACCUGUUACCUGCUCCAGGGUCCUGGGUUCCACUGAUCACUGGCAGAGUUGUAUUGCUAAUUUACAUUUAUAAAUAAAAAGAUCUAUCUUAUUUUUAA
Pristis pectinata (smalltooth sawfish) is the source of this 4030-nucleotide messenger RNA. It is a transcript of the gene cyldl, whose product is annotated as cylindromatosis (turban tumor syndrome), like. The record is from RefSeq and is a predicted model, not a curated record. The coding region runs from base 427 to 2817 and encodes 796 amino acids. Gene Ontology annotation, molecular function: cysteine-type deubiquitinase activity; K63-linked deubiquitinase activity. The transcript has 16 exons. Lineage: Eukaryota; Metazoa; Chordata; Chondrichthyes; Rhinopristiformes; Pristidae. Gene Ontology annotation, cellular component: cytosol. Gene Ontology annotation, biological process: protein K63-linked deubiquitination.